Echinostoma caproni is the source of this 1719-nucleotide messenger RNA. The record is from the annotation of a GenBank genome assembly. Lineage: Eukaryota; Metazoa; Platyhelminthes; Trematoda; Plagiorchiida; Echinostomatidae.
AUGCCAGAUGAGGCUCACGCAAACAGUUGGUUCAAUUCCACUCGAUUAAGUUUGUCAACUAAGGAAGAGAAACUCCCGGUGUUGGUCAACCAAGACAGCGGUUUGGGCUCGCCAUCCCAAAGUGGCUUAUCUCAAUUCGAGUCGCACACUGUUAAUCUUUCGAACAAUUUGACCGUCACUGAUGCACUGGACUUGAGGACACAUACGGAAAAGAUGGAAAUGCUGGACAUUCCAAAAAGAUCAUUGGCGGCGGCGGCAGCGGCGGCUGUCACCGCGGUGGGAGCAACCGCACAAGUAACCUCGAGAACAACGGGAACAAAAUAUGCGCAUGUGAAUGGUAGCAGUACACACGAGUGGGAAUCGCAUCUACUGCGUAAAUCGAUGAAUGAAUCCAAUUCACAUAUGUUUGAUUUACCCUCAAGGUUAAAUGACGAUAUGCCAAUGGACUAUUCAAAUCGAUUACUCACCGGUGACAACCAAUUGUUUUCGGGAAAACCUGCAGACUGUACGUCUGGAAUGACGGGACCGUCGAUCGAAUUUUUGGCAGCAUUCUGUGCGGCUGCUAUGUCACGUCAAACUAAUGUGACAGAUAUGCGAAUUCCUCUGUCCAAUGUAAAUUCCCAGCGUUCAUACAGCCCCGAGAACCUGAUUCCUAAUCCCGAUCUAAUGAUGCUGCCAUACAAACGAAACGAUUCACCACACCUCGUCGAUCACUCCAAUUCAUAUCUAAGGGGACCGGACUGGUUGCAUCGCCCAGCAUCAUCAACAACGCUAAAUCAGUCGUCUCACGUGACUGACAUGCUGUCCCAAUAUGUUCCCGUAGGCAGCUCCCCGGUUAAAUUCACCGAUCGUGUUCCGACCGUGGACGAGACAGCUGGACUUGAAGAGACUCGAUCGCGAGCAGACGAUUCCACUCCGCCAAACACUUCGCGAACAAAACCGUCGGAGGAUUAUCUGGAACAGUUUAUGCGAGUGGAUCAAUCACAGAAUGUGCUGUGGCGACAAUUGGCCGAACGAUUCCAACGAACCCUAGCCCCGAAUCAGUGCGGUGUGUGUAGCAAAGUGCUCAGUUGCCGAAGCGCUCUCACCAUGCACUACAGAGUUCACACUGGUUCGAAACCGAGCCUGGAUCCAACUGCAUCAACCUGCCCAGAUAAUCCUCUCCUACAAAGUUCCCCUGUACCGACUGUGUCUAACUGUCCAUCUUCAUCCACCUCACCGUCCAUUUCACAUCAUGGCACCAGUGGUCCAUCUUCACUCCCAUCACACUGGCAGUUCCCCUAUCCAAUUUUUCCAUUCAUUUCACCCAUUUCUUUCGGUCAAAUAUCUGGACAAAAAGCCACAGGCAAACAUCCUACGACCUAUCGGACCAAAGAGGGCGAACACGCGUCCGGGAAAACCGUCCCCGAUCCCGGAACUCGAACUCGUGGCUACCGAAACCCCGAUGAACCUAACUGGUCCAGAAUGGAAACCGAUUAUAGUGCCCUCGAUGACAUUACCAUGGGGCAAACAAUCGGGAAUAGAAAUGAGUCCCAUUUGUACGAUAAAUUUAGCAAUAUGAUCACAGCAACCCUGAGAUCAUGCCAGUCGAAUCAUAACAAUAGUGCCGGCGACACGGUCUCCAGCACCACCGUGACCACUAUCAACAAUAACGAUGUUUCGCUUGUAACCAGUACACCCUCCAACACAUUCCUACUCGCAGCCGAGAAUUGUACCUAG